Messenger RNA from Aspergillus chevalieri, 1191 nucleotides. RefSeq names its product inorganic diphosphatase IPP1 (gene ipp1). Gene Ontology annotation, molecular function: magnesium ion binding; inorganic diphosphate phosphatase activity. The transcript has 5 exons. Gene Ontology annotation, biological process: phosphate-containing compound metabolic process. The record is from RefSeq and is a predicted model, not a curated record. Gene Ontology annotation, cellular component: nucleus; cytoplasm. NCBI's taxonomy places the organism in Eukaryota, Fungi, Ascomycota, Eurotiomycetes, Eurotiales, Aspergillaceae. Bases 1 to 1191 code for a protein of 396 amino acids.
AUGCUGCUUUCUGCUCCAUUCGCCCAGCAACCCUGGAGAAUUGUGGCAUCGCCAACUCCCUUAACCCGUCUGCCCACCGCCUUCCGUUCGUGGUCGUUUCGCUCGCCCGUCCGGCGCACAUCCGCAACAGUGGCUCCCCCCACUAAACACGACGCCCCUCCUCUCUCUUCUUCCUCCUCCUCUCUUCUUCCUUCUCAUCUCUCAGCUUCAUUCCCUUCUCCAUCAAGGAUAAAUACCAAGGUGUCGUCCGCUUCAGACCGAGCGACUCUUGUCUCUAGACAUAUCUCCUCUACAUCUACCCUUCCGCAACAACCACAGAACACCAUGUCCUACACCGUCCGCAAGAUCGGCCAGCCCAACACUUUGGAGCACCGUGUCUACAUUGAGAAGGAUGGCGUCCCCGUCUCCCCCUUCCACGAUAUCCCUCUCUACGCCAACGAGCAGCAGAACAUCCUCAACAUGAUUGUUGAGAUCCCCCGUUGGACCAACGCCAAGCAGGAGAUCUCCAAGGAGGAGUUCCUCAACCCCAUCAAGCAGGAUGUCAAGAAGGGCAAGCUCCGUUACGUCCGUAACUGCUUCCCCCACAAGGGUUACCUCUGGAACUACGGUGCCUUCCCCCAGACCUGGGAAGACCCCCACAACGUCCACCCCGAGACCAAGGCCAAGGGUGACAACGACCCGCUCGAUGUCUGCGAGAUCGGUGAGGUCGUUGGCUACCCCGGUCAGGUCAAGCAGGUCAAGGUCCUCGGUGUGAUGGCUCUCCUUGAUGAGGAGGAGACCGACUGGAAGAUCAUUGUCGUCGACAUCAACGACCCUCUUGCUGCUAAGCUCAACGACGUCGAGGACGUUGAGCGCCAGCUCCCUGGUCUCCUCCGCGCCACCAACGAGUGGUUCCGUAUCUACAAGAUCCCUGAUGGCAAGCCCGAGAACCAGUUCGCUUUCUCUGGCGAGUGCAAGAACAAGAAGUACGCUCUUGACGUUAUCCGCGAGUGCGCCGACGCUUGGGAGAAGCUCGUCUCUGGCAAGACCCCCAAGGGUGACAUCAGCCUUGCCAACUCUACCGUCGAGAGCUCUAGUGACCGUGUUGACCAGGGUGCUCUUGCCAGCAUCCCCAAGGGCCAGGACCUUCCCCCGGCUCCCAUUGACAGCACUGUUGACAAGUGGUUCUUCAUCUCUGGCGCUGCUGUUUAA